AUGCUGGAGAGAGAUUCCCCUUCCAAAACGUUUCUUGGCGUCCGUUUCGUUCUCUUUGGUUUUGAUUCCCUCAACAAAACCAAGGUUAAAACAAAGCUUGUUAGUGGCGGCGGCGUUGAUGCUGUUCAGUAUAGCGAGAAUUGCACUCACGUCAUUGUCGAUAAGAUUGUUUAUGAUGAUCCUGUAUGUGUUGGUGCAAGAAAUGAUGGAAAGACAGUUGUGACAGGAUUAUGGGUUGAUCACAGUUUUGAUAUUGGGAUGCCUGUUGAUGCCACUUCUAUUAUGUAUCGACCACUUAGAGAUUUGAAUGGAAUUCCGGGUGCCAAAAGUUUAGUUGUGUGCUUGACUGGAUACCAACGUCAAGAUCGAGAUGACAUUAUGACCAUGGUGAGCUUGAUGGGGGCGCAGUUUUCUAAGCCAUUGGUGGCUAAUAAAGUUACUCAUCUCAUCUGUUACAAAUUUGAAGGUGUGGUUUUUGAUCUUCACACAGGGAAUACCAUUAGGAAUGAACUUGGAGUUAUGAUUGUUGUUGCAUGCGAGAAGUACGUGCUUGCUGAUAAAAUGAAGAAGAUAAAGCUUGUUAACCAUCGGUGGUUGGAGGAUUGCUUAAGAAAUUGGGAGCUUCUUCCAGAAGACAAUUAUAGCAAGAGUGGCUAUGAGUUGGAGGUGCUGGAAGCUGAGGCAAAAGACUCUGAGGAUGAAGCUGGGGGCACCUGCGUGAAGCAACCAAGUUAUGAAAAUGCGAAUAAGAGUCCUCAGAAUUUAAAAGUCAGAACAUCCGAGGCUUGUGAAAUGCCCAAAACUGGGGAAGUGAUGAAAACAUCACAUAUUCUGAGCGAGCCUGAAGGUCUGUCAAGCGUUGUCAAUGCUAAAGAUAUCAUAGUAACUCCUGGCAAAAGGAGCAUAGAUGAUCAUGCAUCGAGCUUUGAAAAUGUUUGUGUUUCUGAGGUUCCUCACCAUCUGGAUGCUAGUAGCUUCAAGGGCGCCCCUUCCAAUCAGUUACUCGAUCCACAAGAGAGAACUCCUGUUUCUACAAGGAUGAGUAAUGACUUGGAAUUUAUUUCUAGAAGUGUUGAAAGGCCUUCUCAUUCUGAUGCAAGGUAUAGUGCUACAAGUUACACAAGAAAAACUCCACGAAGAUCCCCAUCAUCAAUUUUCUCUGGGAACUCAGGCAAUAAUAGAGGCUCUCCUAAAGUUCUCUUAGGCGAAUCCAUCAAUAUGUUUUCUGCCAAAGCAUAUGCAAAGGACCCAACAAGCCCUUCUUGUGCUGAAUUUCCUCAAAAAGGAAGUGAAUUACUUUAUGAAGAAGCACCAGGAAGUAAGAAGCAAAAGACAGAUGUUUCUGGUUCUAGCUAUAAAUCACAGAAGAUGAAGCAUGAUUCACAAGCACAUGUCACAGGGAGUCAACCAGUUACUUACAAAAGUCAAGGUUUGGAACCAGGGCCUUUGGUGGACUGUCCAUCUAGAAUUAAUAACCACUCUCCUCUUGGCAAUAAUGGUCCCUCAGUGCAUGAUAUGAUUAGUAUGAAUGCUCUGCAGAACUCACAUGCCAAUUUUUCAAUAGCCAAGUCAUCAAAAUUUACAAGGAACUUGUGCACAGAAGAUGAUGCUUUCCUCGAAAAUAUGAUCUCGGAAACUGGAGAAAAUGAGAAAGCAAAUAAGAAGACACCACAACGAACCUUCAGGGACUUGAGAGAGGACAACUUGGUCGGUGAGCCUGAUCGUGGAGGUUUUGUUGUCGAAAGAUCUGAACAGGUGGUUGCAGAAGCAGGGGAGCCACAAAAUUGGCAACAAGAUGGAGGCAGUCCAUUUUCACAUAAAAAGGAAUUAGAGACAGAUAAAUCUGACAUGCGUUCUAAUGUGGAUGUGCCUCAGGCAGGAAAUGAUAACUUCAUUACCAAGCCAGCUAGGAAGAAGAUGAUUGCCAAUAAGACUUUGGGUUCUAGACCAAAAUUGACAAGUAAUGUGAACCAGAAAGGUUCCAUAUACUUUAAUGUAACUACUGCUCAAAAUGAUCCUGCAGUUGGUUUGGCUGAGGGAAAAGAGAGAGCAGAGAACGGGAGUUCCACUGGUGCCACUGAGCUUGAGACAUCCCCUGCAACUGUCAAUGUUGCCACAGCACAAGCAAUGGAGACAGAACAUGCCACAAAAUUGGGGGAUGAGCUGGGGGAUAAUACUGAGGAUAAGAUUGGUUCCGUGGAUGAUGAGACUGAGGCUCCAGAGGAGAAAGAUGAAGGUAAAAAGUUUCUCAAUGAAGAGCAGGCUGAUAUGAUUGAUUUGUCACAUAGAGCAGAUAAUAAGAUAGGGAUGAAAUUGGAAGCAGAUAAUUCUAGAGCUAACAUGUCUGAUGGUUCAGCAGAAGGGAAGAAUGCAGUUGAAACACCAAAUAGGGAUGAAUCAACCUUGAAAGAAGUUUUUGUAAAAGGAAAAGGAAGCAGAGGCAAGAAGCAGCCUUCAGAGUCUAAGAAAGUUCUAGACGAGGAAGAGGAUCUUGAUGUAAAGAACAUUGAGGAGAAUGCUGCAGAAAAGAAAAUCACUGAGCCACGUCGUGCAUGUCAAGGUAAAAGAUUUGUAUCUAGAAAAAAGUCCAAGAACUCUGUGGAAGCUGUGAAGGAGAAUAAACCAGCUGUUGAUGGAGAUCAAUAUGGAAGUUUAGAUGAUGAGCAUGUUGGGGAAACGGCUGCUAAAGCCAAUAAAACACCAAUGAAGUUUAACCAAAAGGUUAGUGAAAGUAAUCCUGGUUCUACACCAGGAAGAAAAGUUACGAAGCAAGUGAAAACUGAAUCGCCAUGGUUUAUAUUGAGUGGGCAUAGGCUGCAAAGAAAAGAGUAUCAGCAAGUUAUCAGGCGUUUGAGUGGAAAAUGCUGUAGAGAUUCUCAUCAAUGGUCAUACCAGGCAACACACUUCAUAGCUCCAGACCCAAUUCGCAGGACAGAAAAGUUUUUUGCUGCUGCAGCAUCUGGAAGAUGGAUACUUAGGACCGAUUAUUUAACGGCUUGUAGUCAGGCAGGAAGGUUCUUGGCAGAGGAAUCUUAUGAAUGGCACAAGAAUGGCCUUAGCGAAGAUGGAGCAAUUAAUUUAGAGGCGCCAAGGAAAUGGCGGCUGUUAAGGGAGAGAACAGGUCAUGGAGCCUUCUAUGGAAUGCGUAUUAUCAUUUAUGGAGAAUGCAUUACACCACCUUUGGAUACUUUGAAACGUGUGGUGAAGGCAGCGGACGGUACCAUCUUAGCAACUUCUUCUCCUUACACCCGCUUUCUUACAUCUGGAGUUGACUAUGCUAUCGUCAGCCCUGGCAUAACACGUGCAGAUAUGUGGAUCCAAGAGUUCUUAAAACAUAAGAUACCUUGCAUUGUUGCUGAUUACUUGGUAGAGUAUGUCUGCAAGCCUGGGUAUUCUCUUGAGAGACAUGUACUGUACAAUACCAAUGGUUGGGCAGAGACGUCAUUUUCCAACCUUUUGAGCAAGGCUGAAGAGAUUGUGGAGGACUUGGCAAUAUUGAAGGAUUGUGAUAGUGGUGAUGAUAUAGCCUGUGAAGUUUGCGGUUCUCGUGAUAGAGGAGAAGUUAUGCUGAUAUGCGGUGAUGAAAGUGGUUCUGUUGGCUGUGGGGUUGGGAUGCAUAUAGACUGCUGCAAUCCUCCUCUUGAAAGUAUUCCACAGGAGGAUUGGUUUUGUCCAAAGUGUACAGGAAGCAGUAACGGCACCAGCCCUAGGAAGAAAAGGAUGAAAAAGGCACUUCACUGA
Molecule: messenger RNA, 3741 nt
Organism: Dovyalis caffra
Lineage: Eukaryota; Viridiplantae; Streptophyta; Magnoliopsida; Malpighiales; Salicaceae
Source: the annotation of a GenBank genome assembly